Molecule: messenger RNA, 4195 nt
Organism: Brassica napus (rape)
Lineage: Eukaryota; Viridiplantae; Streptophyta; Magnoliopsida; Brassicales; Brassicaceae
Product: berberine bridge enzyme-like 16
Exons: 1
Molecular function (GO): oxidoreductase activity; FAD binding
Source: RefSeq, a predicted model, not a curated record
CUAAACCCUAUCACACUCCAUCUUAUCUAUCUCAUCACAAUCCCACGAGUCUACUCAUCAUUACCGUUGCCAUUGUAUGCGCCGGAGCUUUUCCUCGAAUGUCUCGACACUCAGCCGGCCGACCCCGGCCGACGUAACUCAAGAGCCGCCGUGAUUCCCACAAACCCAUCUUUCUCAACAAACCUGAUGAGGGCGGUGAGAAACCUCCGGUUCGCUUCUGCCUCCACAAGGAAACCGGAAGCCAUCGUCGCCGCCGUUACCGAAACCCACAUCAGAGCAACAAUCUCCUGCUGCAAACACCUGAACCUCGAGCUCAAAGUCCGCAGCGGCGGCCACGACUACGAAGGCUUCUCCUACACCUCUCCGGUGCCGUUCGUGAUCCUAGAUAUGUACAACUUCCACAAAGUGGACAUCAACCUUAAGGACGAGACCGCGUGGAUCCAAUCCGGAGCCUCUCUCGGCGAGCUUUACUACAACAUCGCGAAAAAAAGCAAAGUCCACGCUUUCCCCGCCGGAGUGUGUCCUAAAGUCGGCGCCGGAGGACAUUUCAGCGGCGGAGGGUUCGGGAAUCUCUUGAGGAAAUACGGUUUAUCGAUUGACCACAUCAUCGACGCGCAAAUCAUGGACGCGGACGGGAAAGUCUACCGCGACAGACGUUCUAUGGGAGAAGACGUGUUUUGGGCGAUUCGCGGCGGAGGCGGUGGGAGCUACGGCGUGAUUCUUGCGUGGAAGCUUAAGCUCGUUAGGGUUCCGGAGAACGUCACCGUUUUUAAACUGGAGAGAACGGUGGAAGAAGGUGUCAUUGACUUGGUCCACAAAUGGCAGCAAGUGGCUCCGGUUAUCGACAAAGAUUUGUUUAUCCGGUUAGAGAUUAAACCGGUUUACCGGAGCACUACAUCAAAAUACAAGACCAAGACGAUUAACGUGUCCUUCAUUGGAAUGUUUCUCGGUUCGCCGGAGAGACUUUUAAACAUAAUGAACAAACGUUUCCCGGAGCUAUACUUGACGGAACCUGACUGCAUGGUUAAAAAAUGGAUCGACUCGGUCGUUUUCUGGGCUGAGUACCCAGAAAACGAACCGUUAGAGAAUCUUCUCGAAAGAACAUCAGUGAACGAAUCUUACUGGAAACGAACUUCAGACUUCGUUCAAACUCCUAUCUCAAAACGAGGUAUUGCCAAGAUUUUCCAGACGAUGAUCUAUCACUCGCCCCUUCCACGGCGAGUUUGGAUGCAGUGGAACCCUUGGGGAGGCAGGAUGGCUGAGAUAGCAUCUGAUGAGACGCCGUUUACGCAUAGAGCUGGUAACGUUUUCAUGAUAGAGCAUUUCAUGAAUUGGUAUGCACCUGGAGAUGAGCUAGAGGAGGCGUUCUUGGCCAUCUCAAGAAGCUUUAAAAAGGCGAUGACUCCGUUUGUUUCGAAGAAUCCGAGAGAGGCUUUCUUGAACUACAGAGACGUCGAUAUCGGGAUUACGAUUCCGGGGUAUAACGCAACGUUCGAAGAAGCUAAGGUUUAUGGGGACAAGUAUUUUAAAGGGAAUUACUUGAGAUUGUUUCAGGUUAAAGCCGGGUUCGACCCGACUAACUUUUUCCGGUCUCAGCAGGGGAUUCCGGUUCUUGAAUAGUCGACUGUGGGGACUGAACUAGAGAUUCAUCGGAUGUGUUCUUUUCUUGUUCUUCUUGUGGUUAUUCCAAUAUCUAAGAGAAGUCACUGAUGUAAUCUCAAUCUAUUAAUAAUAAAUGGAAUAAUCUUUACUGAUGAGUUCAACGUUAUAAUAAAUAAACUCCUAUUACAACCAGUUAAACUUAAAUUUUGGUUAUUCACGUUAUAUUUAGUUUUACAAAUCGAAAACAUAAUGUAUUAACAUUUCGGGAAAUAUUUCUUCUUAAAAAGCAAACACAGAAGAAAUAAUUUAUUAUUUAAAAAUAAAUUUGGAAAAUAGUAUCAAAUUUGAGGUAAAGUUAUAAUUUCCCAGAAAUAAUACACAUGCAAGGUUUAUAUUUGUGUUGUAAAUGGUUGUUCCAAUCUAUAAGAGAAACGUUUGACUUUUAUAUAUAAUAGAGAAAUUAGGUUUCAAAUAACAAAAGACUAAGUGAUGAGACCCUAAUUAGAUAACUAUACAUUCACUAUUUCUAACACACCUAUUUUUAAUAAUACGACUAUAUCCCUAUAAUAUAUACCCCAUAACUUCUUACAUCCGAGUGAGGUUUUCUUUAACAACAGAGACGUUGAAAUCGGAAUCACCACGCCUGGGUAUAAGGCGACGUACGAAGAAGCUAAGGUUUAUGGGGAGACGUAUUUUAGUGGGAAUUACUUGAGUUUGGUUAAGGUAAACGCCGGGUUCGACCAGAAAGCAAGGGAUUCCGGUUCUUGAUAUUUUUCUCUUUAGCAACUCCGGUUCUUGAUUAGUUUGGUGAUUAAUGUACUGUGGAGACCGGAUAAGAGUUUUAUCGGAUGUGUGUUCUUUCUUGUUCUUCUUGUGGUAUCCAAUCUCAAAGAUAAGCCACUGAUGUAAUUUCAUUCUAUAUAAUAACAAAUGGCUUCAUUUCUGUAAGCUUAAGAAUUUGGAGCUUGGUAGGUUUCUAUAGUGGUGGAGAUUUGAUUAGUGUUUAUGUGUUAUACGGAGAAUGGUGUGUGUCAUACACGUCAGAGAAUAAAAAAGAAACGUGAAGAUGCGAUGAUAUGGUGAUGAGUUCAACACUAUGCACAAGCUUUAGACCCGACUACACUAUACACAUUGUGGUUAUUCAAAUUUGUUUUAGUAAAAUAUCUAAAAAGAAAAUGUAUUGGUAUUUCUGGCAAAUUUGUUUCUUCUUAGAAUUACCAAUACAUUUUUUUGAUGUCAUCAGAAAUGACUAAUAUGCAAGGUUUAUAUUUUUGUGUUAUAUAUAAUUGGUUGUUCCAAUCUCUUUUUUUUUUUAACUCUGAAACUUCAUUACUAGAAAUAAGGUAAUACCCGUACAUCAAACGAUAAAAUAAAUAAAAAAACUCAACCACCACAAGUAGGGCUUAGAGCAGCUUUAACGGGAGUAUUUAAGCAAGGGUUCCAAACAUUAAACUUGUUAAAAAAAUAAAAAAAAAGUAAGAAAGAGAAAAUAUGUACAAAAGAGAGAGAGGAAAAUAAGUCGUUGCAGGCGAAAUUCUCUUGAAGUUUUUAUAUCCUCAGUCUACAGUUCUAGCUUUUUUAAAGGCCCAAAUGAUAAAAAUAAAUGAAAUACAAUAAUUUAAUUUAAACAAUAUUAUUUUUAUUUUUUGGGAAACUUACUGUUUUUUUCUUGGCAACGGAAACUUACUGCUAAGUCCCCGUUAAUGUUGCUCUUGAUAUUCCAAUCUCUAAGAACAUGUUUAUCGAUAAUAUUUAAGUAAAUAUCUCAACAAACAAUUUGACGAAAAUUGUUUUAAAUGAAGUGAGUAUCUCAAAUAUGAAAACUUUAUAUUAUAGCAGCUCCAACGUUUAUUUUUGGUAGAGUAUCUGAAGAUUAAAAAAAAUAGAAAAUAGAUAAAGUUUGAACCGAUCCUUUGGAGACAUAUUUCUUCUGACAUUUUAGAAUCGGUGUCUCUAUAUUUUGUCGUUUUAGUGGUCAAUUAAUUUUCUUAAAUAAAAAUAUUUAUUUUUUAAAUUAAAAUUUAAGAACUUUUGAGAGUAUUUAUAGUUAAGGGUGCUCUUAUAGCUAAAUAGUUUUUCAUAAAUCACUGAUUUUUUUAUCCCUAAUAUAUGAUUUUUAAUAUCUAAUAAGUAUUUUUUAUACAGGGAGUUAAAUAGUAUGAAGUGACUUUAAGACUUGUGAUAUGGUUUGUUAUAAAUAGUAUGAAGUCGAUUGCAAAAAGUGACUUUAAGACUUGUGAUAUGGUUUGUUAUAAAUAGUAGUCUAAUUUUUACAUGUGGAAAUUUUUUCAAGACUUCCUGACCAUAUUUUGGAGAUACAUUAGCUUUAUUCAUCUCAAGUUAUUGAAAUCGAACCAUGAUGCACACAAACUUUAGAACCAACUAAAGUACAAUUGUGGUUAUUCACGUUACUUUUAGUUUAUAUAUUGAAAAAAUGUAUUGACAUCUUGGGUAAUUGUUUUAUUCUUAGAAAGCUAAAUGUCAUUAGAGCUAAAUAAUUGGCAAGGUUUACAUUUUGUGUGUUAUAAAUGGUUGUUCCAAUAUCUAAGAGCAUGCUAUCAGUAAUAUUUAAGUAAAUAUCUCAAUGAACAAU